CACACGCCCUCGCUCCCUUGCCCUCACUAUUCCAAAACCUCAAACUUUUCAAUCACCAUUAGCGCGUUUGUUUGACGGCCUUGUCGUCAAAUGAACCUGCAACUACGCAUCACUCAAUCUCCCCUUAGCUUUAUCCGACAAGGAUUUACAAAGUCUUUCACCCACGGCUACGCCCAAUCGGUCGUCGCUGCCACACAUCCCCAUGUUCUAAACGCGCAGAACCGGCCGUCGUUUGCGCGGCGCCGCAAUGCCGCGCCCGUCGGCCGUCUCGCCAGCCUCGGGCUCCAGUCCGCCUUUCACACUGCCAGCCUUCCAGCUGCGAGCUCGCUAGAGCAGCGCGCUGAGAAGGCCGGAAACCAUGGUGGACUCGAUGCUUAUUUCGAGCAGCUGCAAAAGUCGGAUGACGGCGCCGAGGUUGACCAGGAGUGGGUCCAGUUUCAGUUCCCGAAGCCCAUCGAGUGGAAGCCGACGACAGCUUCCGUCCUCGUUGGCUCCGAUGCCAAGACCCUCGCCCUCGAUGCCGAGCAAUCUGCCAGCCACGAUGAUGUCUCGAAAACCCCGGCCGUCCCGCCAGAGGCCGAGGCAGCGCUGGCCCACAUCGACGCCGCCAUCGAGCGAGAGAUCGAGGCCCGCAGAGAGCUGGAGGAGCUCGAGGAAAAGGUCGAAUCUCUCCGCGCGACUUCACCGGCAUUGGCAGAGCAGCUGGCCGAAGAAAUUCGGUCGCGGACUGCCUCUCCAGUCUCUAGCAUUCAGACUCGUGCCAGCGUGUCUCGCACCCUGACGCCUCCGAUCGACCCCCAGUCUCGGACUUACGCCGACCAUCUGGCCAGUCUUUCCGGGACUGGACGAUAUGCUGAGAUCCCAGCCGUCUUCGAGGCCAUGCUGGUUGGUGGUGUCCGCCCCAUCGCAUCAGCGUACAAUGCCCUGCUCAUGGCUGCCAUCCACCUCCCCUCGGAGAAAUGGGAGAUCAUCACCAAGGCGCUAGACGUUUACGCAGACAUGCUGCGCCGAAAUGUCUCCCUCGAUAGCGAUACGUAUGACAUCCUCGUUGGCCUCCUCGCGUCGCGCUCCCUUGAGAUUGCUUCGCUCAAGCAGGCCCUCGAGGACAAGAGGCUGCGUUUCGGUGGCAUGGACGAACCUGGCAAGUUUAUGUUUGCAUCGCAUGAACUGGAACACGCUAUCCUGGUCGAGGAUGACCGCCUGGACCUGGCCAUGAAGCUGUUCACGUCCUCGGUCACGGCGAACAAGGCGGCGUAUUCGUCCGAAACAUACCACCAGCUGAUCUCGGCCUGCGCCCAAACCGGCCGGACUUCUGACAUGCUCCGGCUGUUCGAGCACAUGGAGUCCAGCCGGACCGUCCCGUUUGCGGCCACCUUCCCUGCCAUGAUUUCCGCCUUUGCCACCACCGGGGACCUCGUCAGUGCUGUCGAGUGCUACAACGAGUACCGCAAUUUGGCCAUGGGGAACGACAAGGGUGAGCAAACCUUGAAUGACCGCCUCGAUGCCCAGGUCUACGCGGCUGUCAUUAGAGCGUACAUCGUUGCGGACAAGGUUGAAGGUGCCAUGAAAUUCUAUGAGAAGAUUGUACAAGAGUACAAUGCCAAGACUGCCGACAUCAAGGACGCCAUCGUUGCUGGCGGCUUUGUCAAGGGCUAUAUUGACCUGGGCAUCCACAAGGGAGCCCUUCACUGGGCCCAGCAGAUCGAGAGCGAGGCCAGAAGCUCGGCCAUGGACGACCUCGCAACGGCUGCUGCUGACCGCGGCGACAAGCAGACCGCCGUGGCUGCUUUCGCUAACCUGGCCCCAGCUAACGCCUCCUCCUCGGCAGUCGCCCUGCUUGCCAUGAGCGUUCGUCAAGGCGAUGUCGCAGCCGCUGCUCGGUACUGGGAUGUUCUUUGCAACCCCGAGGUCAAGCCGACUUCGUCGUUCAUUGAGCCCACAGCCAUGUACGCGGUUGCCAUGAUUGGCUCUGGCCACGUUGUCGAGGGCCUCACCCAGGCCGAGUACAUGUUCCAACGGAUCCGCGACCACAACUCGCAGCUGGCCGACGAGAUUGAGGAAGGCGCCGAAUUCAUCACGACGUUCAUGACGCUCCGGGGCAUUCUCGAUCCUCGGACCAACCCCGGCACCGCCCCUGACGUUCCCCAGUCUUUCCCGGCCUCACCGUAUCCCCAGACGCCUGUGGUCCCUCACCAAGAAGACAACGCAUUCGACCCGUACGCUCACAACACCGACGUCAAGGGAUCCUUCGCCAUCACACAGGAGUUGGAAGGUGCUUUUGGCCGCAAGUCGAAGCUGAAUGAGGCGCUCUCCCGCUUUCGGAACGUGCGCCGUGCCGGUCGCCAUCCUCGCUACAUCGUGUACGCAAAGUUGAUCUCGGCCGCCGGCAAGGAGGAGAAGUUCGACCUGUGCCAGGAGAUUCUCGCCAUGGCGCGCAGCGAUGUUCCACUGCUCCCCCAAUUCCCCGUGGUUCGUUACGGGUGGUCUUCGAUUCUGGAUGCCAUGGUCGGCGCUUGUCUCACCCAGGGCCACAGGUCCCUGGCUGAAGACUACCAUCAGGAGUUGCUGGCCAUGGGCGCCACGCCCUCGGCCAACACCUACGGUCUCUACAUCACCACGCUGCGGGAUUCUGGCAAAACUGUUGACGAGGCUUCCGAGGCCGUCAAGAUCUUCAUCCGCGCCAAGACGGAAGGUGUUGAGCCAACCUCGUUUCUGUACAACGCGCUGAUUGGCAAGCUCGGUAAGGCACGCCGCAUCGAUGACUGCCUCUUCUACUUCGCUGAGAUGCGGGCGCUGGGAAUCAAGCCGACUUCGGUCACGUAUGGCACCAUUGUCAACGCGCUCUGCCGUGUCAGCGAUGAGAAGUUCGCCGAGGAGCUGUUUGACGAGAUGGAGGCCAUGCCGAACUACAAGGCACGGCCGGCGCCGUACAACAGCAUGAUGCAGUUCUUCCUGACGACCAAGCGGGACAAGGCCAAGGUUCUGGAGUAUUACGAGCGCAUGAACGCCAAGGGCAUCGCCCCCACCGCCCACACUUUCAAGCUCCUCGUCGACACCCACGCCACCCUGGAGCCCGUCGACAUGAAGGCUGCCGAGGCUGUGCUCGACAUGAUCCGUGCUUCCGGCCAGCGCCCCGAGGCCGUCCACUACGCUUCGCUCAUUCACGCCCGUGGCUGCAUCCUCCACGACAUGGAGGGUGCUCGCCGUGUGUUUGACACCGUCAUGAAGGACCGCACUGUGCCCGCACACCCCUGCCUCUACCAGGCCCUGUUCGAGGCCAUGGUCGCCAAUCACCAGGUCAGCGCAACCGAGCCCGUGCUCGCCGACAUGCGGGCCAGGCGCAUCGAGCUAACGCCCUACGUCGCCAACACCCUCAUCCACGGCUGGGCCGCCGAGGACCGUAUCGUCAAGGCCAAGGAGAUCUACACGGCUCUCGGUCUAUCCAAGCGUGAGCCCAGCACGUACGAGGCCAUGACAAGGGCCUUCCUGUCCGUCCAGGAGCGCGAGGGCGCCAAGGUCGUCGUUAGUGAGAUGCUCACCCGUGGUUACCCGAGCGCCGUGGUCAACAAGGUGCUGGAGCUACUAGGUGGCCCGCAUACCGCCGAGGCUGGUGUUGCCGCUUAA
This is a messenger RNA of Chaetomium fimeti, 3624 nucleotides long. RefSeq lists its product as uncharacterized. NCBI's taxonomy places the organism in Eukaryota, Fungi, Ascomycota, Sordariomycetes, Sordariales, Chaetomiaceae. The transcript has 2 exons. The record is from RefSeq and is a predicted model, not a curated record. Gene Ontology annotation, molecular function: mRNA binding; protein binding. Bases 91 to 3624 code for a protein of 1177 amino acids.